GACAAUAAUGCGAUCUUGACCUCAUAGGGUGAUCUCCAUGACGAUUCUUUUCCGGAGGCUAGCGGGACCUCAUGGGACCAUCACGCUGUUACAUGUUUUGCCAAGAAAUGCUUGCAGAUGCUGUCCCGAUCUUGACCUCAUAGGGUGAUCUCCAUGACGAUUCUUUUCCGGAGGCUAGCGGGACCUCAUGGGACCAUCACGCUGUUACAUGUUUUGCCAAGAAAUGCUUGCAGAUGCUGUCCCACUCGACAUAUCUUGCCAGGAACUCAACCCUUCUUGGACAUUGUGAUUCCACCACUCUAAUGGAGAGAAAAGAAGACCCGAAAUGCUCUUCUGCAGAAGUUGUCGACAAUAGUUCAAAGGAUGAGUUUCUGGAGUUGCUUCAAACACUUGAACAACGGAUGAAUUGGGAUGGCCAACGCCUUGUCAAAUACAAGGGCUUUUGGUUGCUGCAACUGUUGUUCCGACCGAUGUUAUCCGCUCAUAACAACUUCAGAGCCAAAGCCACGGACGUAAUACUGUCAACCAUGCCUAAAUCAGGAACCACCUGGUUGAAAGCCCUCACGUUUUCCAUUGCCAAUCGCAAUGUUUUUCCCAUUGAUCAAACUCCUCUACUCACUUCCACUCCUCACAUGCUUGUGCCUUUCCUAGAGUUCAAUGUCUAUUGGGGGCAAGAAAAUCCUGAUCUCGAGAACGUUCCAUGUCCGAGAAUUUUCGCAACUCACAUGCCUUUCGAAAUCCUUCCUGAUUCCAUCCAUGAAAGUGACUGUAGAAUUAUUUACAUCUGCAGAAACCCAUUGGACCAGUUCGUUUCGCAUCGUCAUUUCUUGCUUGAAAACAAGAUCGAAAAAGAAGCAGAUCCUCUUGACAUAGACGAGGCUUUCGACAUGUUUUGCCAGGGAAUUCAUCCAUGCGGCCCCUUCUGGGAUCAUAUGCUGGGAUAUUGGAACGCUCAUUUGGAGAAUCCAAGGAAAGUGUUGUUUCUAAAGUACGAAGACCUGAAAGAGGAUAUCACGUCUCAGGUAAAGAAGAUUGCUGAAUUUAUGGGGUUCCCUUUUUCACAGGAGGAAGAAGAACAAGGCCUGAUAGAUCAAAUCUCUGGGCUAUGCAGCUUUGAAAGUCUCAGCAAAUUGGCUGUGAACAAGACAGGUAAUAUUAAUGGUAUAGUGAAAAACACUUCUUUCUUCAGGAAGGGACAAGUUGGAGAUUGGACCAAUCAUUUGACACCUGCCAUGGUUGAACGCAUCAAAAAGCUCAUGGAUAGCAAGUUCAGAAACUCCGGUUUAAUGUUCAAGAUCUGAAAAGGGGGGACACAAUUUAUCCGCACGAUGAUACGAGAAAUGAACAAAAGAAAUUCGUAUAAAAGAAAUAUAGCAAAAU
This is a messenger RNA of Sesamum indicum (sesame), 1380 nucleotides long. The record is from RefSeq and is a predicted model, not a curated record. Lineage: Eukaryota; Viridiplantae; Streptophyta; Magnoliopsida; Lamiales; Pedaliaceae.